Molecule: messenger RNA, 309 nt
Organism: Danaus chrysippus (African queen)
Lineage: Eukaryota; Metazoa; Arthropoda; Insecta; Lepidoptera; Nymphalidae
Source: the annotation of a GenBank genome assembly
AUGACAACGUUCUGUAGCCUCGGACAUAGCGCUCUCGACACAGAGGUUCCGAGUUACAGCGAGCCGUGGCCUGCGGGCUGCGGGCUGGGACUGCCGCCUCCCCCGGGCCUCUCCCUCCUCCACCAGUCAGCAGUCGACACUCAGCAUUCAGCAGUCAGCAGUCAGUGUCUACCGAGCUCCCGGAGUGAGAGGUCGCGUCGUUCGUUCCACGAGGCCAUACACACGUGCUUACGAUCUCGUCGGACGAAUAUGUUUUAUUAUUACGUGCCGCUAGUGAACUGCAGUUUCGUUGGAGUGAGAAAUAUAUGA